AUGAAUGAAAAUAUUGAUGCCGAUUAUAAGUUCUUACACUACUUCGAUGAAGAUAUCGGCACACAUUGUGCUUGCCGUUCCAAUAGCAAAAUAGAAGAAGAAGAAGAAAAAGAUGAUGGUGUAUAUUCAAAAGAGUUAUUUGAGAUGAAUCUAAAGAAGGAACCAUUAGAUACUAUAAGAGAAGAAGAUUGCGAGAGCAGUGUUUUCUCUAUUGAUAUCCACAACGAUAGGUUAUAUGAUGUUGUUUAUGUGGCAGUUGGAGAAACUGAUUCAAGCAUGGAAGCACUUUCAUGGACUUUAAAGCACUUAGUGAACCCUAAUUCUACUAUUGUUUCUCUUGUACAUGUUUUCCCUCAAGCCAAGCGAAUUCCAACUUCACUGGGAAAAAUUCCAAGGAGAUAUGUGAGUCAAGAACAAGUUAACAACUACUUGAGCCAAGAGAAAAGGAAGAGGAGAAUACUCCUUCAAAAGUUCAUUGACAUGUGUACUGGCUCAAAAGUUAAGGUGGAGAUGUUGCUUAUUGAGGGUGACAACGUUGGUAAAGCCAUUGUAGAUCUUGUGAAGAAUCUGAAUAUAAGAAAAUUGGUGAUUGGAAUUACACAAUCUAAUCUAAGAAAACAUGAGUCAAGAAGACAUGAUUCUACCGCAGAGAUGGUGUUGAAAAGUGUAGAAGAAAGAUGUGAUAUUAAAAUCAUAUGUGAAGGAAGAGAAGUGAAUGAUUUGAUGAUUAAUGGAUAUACUUUAGAGCAUGAUGGAGUAGAUGAUCUUGUUCCAAUCAAGCAACCGAAACCAUUUUGGUUAUCAGAUUAG
This is a messenger RNA of Vicia villosa (hairy vetch), 810 nucleotides long. RefSeq names its product U-box domain-containing protein 35-like. Bases 1 to 810 code for a protein of 269 amino acids. The record is from RefSeq and is a predicted model, not a curated record. The transcript has 4 exons. Lineage: Eukaryota; Viridiplantae; Streptophyta; Magnoliopsida; Fabales; Fabaceae.